This is a messenger RNA of Pocillopora damicornis (cauliflower coral), 2082 nucleotides long. RefSeq names its product adenosine receptor A3. The record is from RefSeq and is a predicted model, not a curated record. Lineage: Eukaryota; Metazoa; Cnidaria; Anthozoa; Scleractinia; Pocilloporidae. Gene Ontology annotation, molecular function: G protein-coupled receptor activity. Gene Ontology annotation, biological process: G protein-coupled receptor signaling pathway. Gene Ontology annotation, cellular component: plasma membrane.
AUGCUGGCAUCUUCUUUCAUCCGGCCGGAAAGGCUAUACAUGUAUUUGAGCUGUCUUGGGCGGAUGCAAAUGAGCCAUGAAUGAGACAGCGCGAAAGAGUUUCAGUUACGACUCGCAAAAAAUCUUACACGUUUCGAUGAUUGCCAUCGUUAUGAUUGGUUCUAUUGUUGGGAACAGCAUCAUUUGCUUUCUUCUUGUCAGGUUCAAGACUUUGCGAACAGUUCCCAAUAUCCUUAUUGUAAACUUGGCUGUCAUUGACAUUUUAAACGCAGUGACCAACAUGCCACUGAUGAUCAUGUGGUACAUAUACCAAGUUCCGUAUUUGAAAGGACUUGCAAUCUCCUGGUUCAUAGUGACAUGGUACGUACUUUUCAUGCACCUCACCGUAUUUAAUCUGACGGUGCUUACAAUGGACCGCUUCGGAGCCAUUGUCCACGGGAUUCAUUAUCACUCGUGGAAGACAAUCAACAAGGCGAAAGCAGCAGUGUUUUUUGUGUGGACUUUUGCCGCUGCCUAUACGUAUGGAAUGUUCACUUUGGGACUGGACAUUGACCUUGGUGAUGCCCCAGUGCUUCAGUACAGAAUGCAUUAUUUAAAGAAAUUUGGAAGGCAUUUUAUCAUUCCAGGGUAUGUUGUGCCUUUCAUGAUCAUGGUAGUUAUGGGAGUGGCGAUUUGGCGCACCCUGCAUAACCAUAGCAGACGUAUUUCGGCCUACUCUUCUACGGGAAAACAGACCAAAAAUGACGUGAAGACAGCAAAGACGAUCGGCUUGACUGUGGUUGCUUUUUUCUGCAUGGGUGUAUUACCGAUGUUGCUACACAACAUAUCUAAAGUUCAUGGCUCAUGGCCUCAUUUCCUUGCCUUCUUUCUCAAUCAUCUGAACAGUAUGGCAAAUCCGAUCAUUUACUCUCUGAAGACUCCUCGGUUUCGUAAGGCGUUUAUUCUAUUCUUGAAGGAACCUUUGGGCAAGUCCCAGCCACUGAUGGCUUCCAAGAAUCGGAUGGAUCUCAACUCCACAACGAGGAAUUUAUCUUCGAAAGUGGAUAUGUUUCACACCCAGAUCUCAUCUGUUUAAAUUUUGAUGAUAAAUUCUCUUUGUGUAUCACUUUUGUUCCAUUGUACAGCAAUAAUAGUUUGAAAACGUCAACUCGACUUUUAUUGAAUAUGUAACAAGAAUUGGGUUGAGAUUGUUAUUAGGAUACAGUUCACCAGCGUGGACAUUAGAAAAACCCAUAUUUGACGAAGUUCAUCGUAUACAUUUAUUUUUGAUCCAUAAUCUAAAGAUUUCCCUAAGGUUUCCUAAGCCAUAAAAUGCAAAGUAACAUUUAUCUUUUACACAGAGUUUCUACAAACUCUCUCCACAACGAGGAAUUUAUCUUUGAAAGUGAAUAUGUUUCACACGCAGAUCUCAUCUGUUUAAAUUUUGAUGAUAAAUUCUCCUUGAGUAUCACUUUUGUUCUAUUGUACAGCAGUAAUAGUUUGAAAACGUCAACUCGACGUUUACUGAAUAUGCAACAAGAAUUGGGUUGAGAUUGCUAUUAAGAUACAGUUCACCUGCGUGGACAUUGGGAAAACUCAUAUUUGAGGAAAUUCAUCGUAUACAUUUAUUUCCGAUCCAUAAUCUAAAAAUUUUCCUAAGAUUACCUUAGCCAUAAAUAGCAAAGUAACAUUUUUCUUUACACAGAGUUUCAACAAACUCUCUCCUUGAAUUAGUAUCUUAAAAAUUUCCUUCUGCUGACGUUAUGAAUAUAAAUCUCAGCAUGUGGCAAUAUUAUCUCUAAGGCGUCAUUCAAGUUUCCAAAGCGUGAAGCUGUUUGUGAACCACACAGUUGUCCUUACCUUUUUGAACCUAUCCAUGGAAGAAAACAAAAGCCACCUCUAAAGGAAAACUAAAACUGUCUAUUGUGACGUUCAAGUAGGGAUGAAGAUGAAGUAAGUAAAGUAAGCCUUGUUUCAUCUUAAAUUUUCUCAGAGUAAACUAGCAAAAUGUUUUCAAAUAUGAUAAAGGUGUGUUGCAACAGAGAACUUAAGCAGAGAAGUACUUGAGACGCGAACGGCAAACAAAGAAGAAUAAAACAAACU